Molecule: messenger RNA, 1062 nt
Organism: Trichoderma virens Gv29-8
Lineage: Eukaryota; Fungi; Ascomycota; Sordariomycetes; Hypocreales; Hypocreaceae
Exons: 3
Coding region: 1-1062 (353 amino acids)
Biological process (GO): double-strand break repair; DNA recombination
Cellular component (GO): nucleus
Molecular function (GO): DNA binding
Source: RefSeq, a predicted model, not a curated record
AUGGCGGCGUCACGAGUCAUCAAGCUCCCCCGAGAUGAUGAUGAAUCCACCUAUGCCCUCAUUCAAGUCAUCCAGAAUGGUUCCAAACCCUUGGAUGUAAAGCUUGUUGGAACAGAAGGCGAAGCGCCAUACGUGACUUCUUUGAAACAUGAUCGCGUAGCUUCACUACAGGUCCCGAAUUGCCCUGUCUCUGAGUCUGAAUGGCAGGCCAUAUUGCAGUCUCUGUUCGCACUACAGCCAACUGCGGAUAUACAAGCAACGGUCGGCAUCGAGAGCGAGACCUCUCUCUCAAUCACAGUCCGAAAGCGAGUUCAAGGAAUUACACAACGACUCGGCUCCAUAGAGUUGAAGCAUGACGAAAAUGAAGGCAUAGAGCUUUUUAAAUGGUGCGCCGAGGCCACCGAUGCUCUGACACAAAGCAACGUGGCCUUGGCUGAAGCCGCCGCCCAUGCGAAGGAGCUUGAAACCACCGUGAAGGAGCUAAAGACACAACUGGACGAACUUAUAACGUCAAAACAAGACGAUGAAACAGCCCUACUUCUGAAAUUCCGGGAUCUCCUUAAUGAAAAGAAGGUAAAAAUCCGUGAACAGCGAAAGGUCCUUGCCGCUGGCCCUUUCCAAAGCAGUCAGCCAGCAUCUCAAGGAUUGCAACCGCUGGACUCUAAGCCAUCUCGCUCGCCUGCCCCUUCUCGGCCUAGAAAACGGAAAGUCCAGGCGGUGGAAGCCCCAUCAAAAGAGCCAGAAGAUGAUGAAAUGGAGGUGGACAAGAUAAAAAUUGAGCCUCAAGACAGCGAGCAAGAGGAUACCGCAGAGGACACAGCGUCUGGUGGUAGCGACGACGACGGUAAUGACGACGACGACGAUGACGGUGAUACCCACGAUGAUAAUUCUGGGUCAGGAGUUGAUAGCAGCGCCGGACCUGCGCCUAGAGCACCGCCGCCUCCUCCCAAGAAAGCAGUUGAACAACCCCCGGCUCCGAGGAGUCUGCCUUUUGCAAAGAAGGCGGCGCCGGCCAAAGCACCAGCGGCAGAGGGGGAGACAGACUCUGAUGAUGAACUGUGA